Messenger RNA from Columba livia (rock pigeon), 1315 nucleotides. It is a transcript of the gene C1QA, whose product is annotated as complement C1q A chain. The record is from RefSeq and is a predicted model, not a curated record. Gene Ontology annotation, molecular function: protein binding. The coding region runs from base 133 to 861 and encodes 242 amino acids. NCBI's taxonomy places the organism in Eukaryota, Metazoa, Chordata, Aves, Columbiformes, Columbidae. The transcript is spliced from 3 exons.
CAAACCACUGUGCAAGCAAGUACAUGCCCCCUACCCUGCUCCUCUUCCUCCCUGCUCCCAGGAAAGUGUUUCCAGCAAACAGAACUACUGCUCAGACCCAUCUGUCUUCACCUCCAGCAAGAAGGGAGCAGGAUGCAGCCCGUGCUUUGGCUGGUGACCAGCGCCCUGGCAGCGGUGCUGGGCACAGCGCAGCUGGAGGAGAGCGUGUGUUUGGCACCCAACGGCCGGGAAGGCUUCCCGGGAGUCCCUGGCCUUGAUGGGAGGCCGGGGCAGAAGGGUGACGUGGGAGAACCAGGGAAAUCAACACCGAGGACAGGCAUCCGAGGAUUCAAAGGGGAUCAAGGUGAACCAGGGAUUCCUGGUCUACCAGGGAAACAGGGCUACCAGGGCCCGCACGGCCCCCCGGGGAUCCCAGGCCAGCCAGGGCCGAAAGGGGUCCAGGGCAAGGCUGCCAACGUCCUGGAGCAGCCACGUCCUGCCUUCUCUGCUUCACGGAGGUCCCCACCAUCUGUGGGCAGGACAGUGGUGUUUGACAACAUCAUCACCAACCAGGAGAGCUCCUACAGUCCCCAGACCGGGCUGUUCACUUGCCACGUCCCCGGGCUCUACUACUUUGCCUUUCAGGUGGUCUCCACUGGGGACCUCUGCCUGAGCAUCACCAAAAACAGGGAGAACGUGGUCAAAUUCUGCGACCACAACAGCCGCAACAUCCUGCAGGUGAACUCAGGCAGCAGCGUCCUCAGCCUGGCCAAGGGCGACCAGGUCUCUGUGAGCACUGACUCUGCCAGGGGCAGCAUCUACAGUGGCUCUGAGGCAGACAGCGUCUUCAGCGGCUUCAUGCUCUUCCCACAGAAGGGCUGAGGGACUACCAGUCCAGACCUGCUUAGCACCAGAGCAUUGCAGUGUGCGUGUCUGCAUGUAUUUGUCCCUUGUGAGUGUGUGGGAUGGUUUAGUAUCACAGUAAAAGAGGAUGGCCCUGAACUGAGCCACCAGACAGGUCCUGUGCUUCCACCAAUGUCACCAAGUGGCCAGGCUGUUGGUCACCACUGCAGCAGCUGUCUUGGUGCUGAGCCUGCCUGCUCCAUCCUGCAGGCAGAGCACUCAUGGCCCCAGAAGCCCUUUCUGCUCCUGGGUGCUCAGACCCCACAGCAGGGGGGACCAGUUGACACUGGGGCCAUUCACCAGUGCUUUGCUCCUGAGUGGGAAAUCACUGCGUGCCACUGCUCCUGCUGCACUAACCACUGCAAAUGCUUUUCUGGUGCUGGGUCACUACUGCCUCUCACAUCAGAAUAAAUAAACCCUUCUUCCACUAUAA